This is a messenger RNA of Peronospora belbahrii, 1053 nucleotides long. Lineage: Eukaryota; Oomycota; Peronosporomycetes; Peronosporales; Peronosporaceae. The record is from the annotation of a GenBank genome assembly.
AUGACGACAACGGAGUCAUCUCUGGGUGUUUUAAUACAAAUGUUUGUCAUUUCACCCAUUAUCUCAUGGAUUCUAAAGCCCGGUCGCUUCUCGAAACAGCUUGCUUUUUUCUAUGCUGUUACGUUCCUUGUUGUUGUUGCUGCUAUUACUAUCAGUACAAACGUAUAUGAACAAGAGGCUAAUUUCUACCACAUGAUGGCCGUUGAUCGUGAUGCGUCCUAUGCGGAGAUUAAACGUGCAUUCCGUCAACGUUCCGUCGAGCUUCAUCCGGAUAAAAAUGCGUCGCCUAGUGCUAUGGAAGAAUUCAAUCGUCUUCGACUGGCUUUUGAUAUUUUGGGUGAUGCCAAUAAGCGUCCACUGUAUGAUCUCUUUGGUGAAACUGCUGUGGAAAAGGACAUGUGGUCGAUGCAGAUUGAAGCACUCGUUGGCUCAUUGACGUACUAUGCUAUCUGGGCUGUGCUCACGUUCAUCAUGACGUUAAGUGAGACGGCCCGGGAAGCACGUGCGUGGUCUCUAGCUGCCGGUGUGCUUUGCUUCAUACUAGAGCUCAAUUUCAUCUAUGGCGGUGCUCGUUUGCCCCCUUACUUUUUCCCUAUGAUGACUAUCCACGAUUUCGUUGAAAUAAUGCAUAUGGCAUUUCCACUUUUCAUGAACGGAUGUCGUGCUAUCGGUGGAUACUUCCACCGCGAUUUGGCUCGUGAAAACCUUACGUUGAGUAUUGAGCUGCUGAGAAGCAAUCAGGCUAUUCUGUUAAACUUGCGUCAACUGCAAGGAGAGGUUGCAUCGUUUACUCGUCGCCGUCCGGAGGCCGUCAAGAGCGAGACAAUUCCUGCUGCUGCGAGAAAACGCUUGAAAAUUGAAAAGCGUCCGGCUGCUUUGCCGAGUAGUACCUCUGCACCGGACGAAAGAAGUGCUGCAACUGAAGAAGAACUUGCCAACAUUGCAACUCCGAAGCCGGAAGUACAGAGAGGAGAAAAUGGUUUGGGAAUUCCUCGGUGGGUGUGGGGCGUCGGCAUCUACUUUAUGCUUAGCUACCUGUUCAGCAGCACGUAG